AUGACUGCCCUAUCUAUAAGGACCGCCUCGAUUUCCCGCUCUAUCAGCGUUAGUAGCCCCACUGCUAGCUCCAGCGUUCCGGCAAUGCUGCAUACCACAAAGAGAUCCUUCCACACAUCGCGCGUUAUUCGUAACGCUAUAAUGAUGCCGGCUAUGUCGCCUCUCAUGACUGAAGGCGCGAUCACUCGAUGGUUCAAGAGGGAGGGUGAAGCUUUCAAGGCUGGAGAGGCUAUCCUGGAGAUUGAGUCUGACAUCUAUCGCAUCAGCGUCGAAGCUGAGAACCCUGGCAUAAUGGGGAGAAUCCUGGUUCCUGCAGGGACAGAACAUGUUCCCGUCGAACAGGUGCUCGCGUUGGUGAAUAAAGGCGAAGAUACGCAAAGUCUACAAUCGAGGCGUCACGAUGCCCAUAUUGAGCGUGCUCAAUCCCUGCACCUUGCUUCCCAAGUUCGGUCACACAUUCGCUCCGCGUCUGGUCCCCAGGCCGGAACAUCAUCUCCACAAACUCAAACUACUAGCUCAAGAAGCACGCCUCGACGCUCGCACACCAUCCCUCAAACAAGCUCUCACACCCCUCAAACCCCCACAUUCCUUGCCAAUGGCAAUCCCCCUCGCCCACGAUCACCUACCCUCCCCUCCGUCCACAUGCUGCACAAUGCAUCCACCACCCCUUCUGGCAUGAAGCAUUCACGCGACAUGCACAGCUCCUCGACAUCUGCGCGUUCUCCGCCUGGUCCUCCAGAGCAAGCCAAGGACGUCCAGAACACUGCUGCUGAUGUUCGGAGGACAAUUGUGUCGAACUUGAUGAGCACUGGAGCCACCGCUCGGGGUAACUACUUUGAUUCCUUACUGUGA
Molecule: messenger RNA, 852 nt
Organism: Pleurotus ostreatus (oyster mushroom)
Lineage: Eukaryota; Fungi; Basidiomycota; Agaricomycetes; Agaricales; Pleurotaceae
Exons: 4
Coding region: 1-852 (283 amino acids)
Biological process (GO): pyruvate decarboxylation to acetyl-CoA
Cellular component (GO): pyruvate dehydrogenase complex
Source: RefSeq, a predicted model, not a curated record